Messenger RNA from Columba livia (rock pigeon), 3258 nucleotides. Its product is annotated as microfibril associated protein 5. Gene Ontology annotation, cellular component: microfibril. The record is from RefSeq and is a predicted model, not a curated record. Bases 250 to 747 code for a protein of 165 amino acids. NCBI's taxonomy places the organism in Eukaryota, Metazoa, Chordata, Aves, Columbiformes, Columbidae. The transcript is spliced from 9 exons. Gene Ontology annotation, biological process: embryonic eye morphogenesis.
AUUCCAGAUGCAUGAUGACACCACAUCCCACCAUCUCGCUGGCUUCUUUUUUUUUUUUUCUUUCUUUCUUUCUUUCUUUUUUUUUUUUUUUUCUUCUUCCCCAAAAUCGUAUGUUGAAGACAACCAAAAGUAGAACAUGUUCUGGGUGUGCCUGCCUGUGAUUUAUCCAAUAGCCAAAGUGGGGGGAACCACUGAAAGGGAAAGACAGAGCGUCUGCUGCUGAAGGGAGUGGAGACUGAGGGCUGCAGGAUGAAGACCUCUGGAGCCCAUACACUGUUGUGUCUCUUAGCACUCUGCUUGUCCUCAGCUGCCUGGUUUCCAUGGAUGGUCAAUGGGCAAGAACUGGAAAGUGCAACUGGUGAACUUAGCACCGACUCUCUUAUCAGCAACUCUGCUGCAGCUGUCACACCACCUGUGCUUCUUAGUCCUGUUCAAUCUGAUAGCGAAACCACAACGGCUUCAUCAGAUUGUCGCGAAGAAAAGUUCCCUUGCACACGCCUCUACUCUGUUCACAAACCAGUAAAGCAGUGUAUCAGCUACCUCUGUGUUACAAGUGUACGUCGCAUGUACAUAAUAAACAAGGAGGUGUGUACUCGCAUUGUCUGCAAGGAGAAUGAGGUCAUGCAAGAUGAGAUCUGUCGCCAGCUGGCUGGCCUUUCUCCACGUCUCCGCCGAUCUGGACAACCCAUGCAUCUCCCUUGCAGAAAACUUCUGGAGCAGCAGCUCAAAAGGCCUGACGCUCUGUGAGCUACCAACAGUAGGAGAGAAAAAGGAAGAGAGAGGAGAAAAAUCAUCAUUCGCUGCCUACAGCCCAAGACAAGUCCUCGCUUGUGAUUUCCCCACCAUUUCCUUGCUUUUCUGCCUUCCCCCACAUCCUCUUUUUCAGGUGCUGCAGUACAGAGUCUCCUCUCUGCUACACAGUGGCUGUUAUAAUCUCCUAAGUCUGUUGCUGAGGAUGUGGGCUGCUCCUCUCUUUUCUCUUAAACUCUGACAGGCUGUGAACUGCUCAUUUCCCAGAGGUCCUUAUAAAUGUGCUGCAUCUUCUCUUGGUUUGCCCCUGCAGAGAGACAUGCAUGAGGAUCGGAGGUAGUCCUCUCUAAUGGUACAGAUGAGUUAAGCUGCAUCUUAUGUGGAGGAGUGCAAACCUUUAUACCCUAGGACUCCUGGCCCAGGUUUCUUGCACUGCAUCAGUAUGAAUUCAGAUAUGGUUAGCCAGCCUGCACCUCUCCCUGGCCCUCCUGAGCUGCUGAGCUUGCUGUGUGGUAGCACAGCCUCCUCUGGUGUCUGCUGGCCUCAGAGAACUGACAGAACUGGUAGGGAAUCUGUCCUUAACCCAAGACAAACAUUGUCCCUGUAUGGCAGCAGAUAAUUUAUAACUACCUCUGGGAAAUUCUUCAUUUUAAGCCCAUUGCUUUCCUCAUGCACAACUGUUCCUGAAAGGAAGAAUUCUGGAUUUAGAAUGGCAUUAUAUUUCUCUCAAGAAGAUCAUGUUGGAACAGAGUGCUGCCUCUCCCUCUCCCUCUCCCUCUCCCUCUCCCUCUCCCUCUCCCUCUCCCUCUCCCUCUCCCUCUCCCUCUCCCUCUCCCUCUCCCUCUCCCUCUCCCUCUCCCUCUCCCUCUCUCUCCUCUCCACUCCUCUCCUCCAUUCUGUCUCUCCCUUCCCAUUGAAGCAAUCUCUUGAUGCCCAUUCCAGGCAAAUUCCAAGGAGCAGGAUGGCUUCCUCCACUCCUAAGCCCAAGAGAGACCACGAAGAACCUGUGUGUCCUCACAGUACUGGGAACUUGCAAUGAAUUAGAUUGUCCAGGUUGCUUGUCUUGGUCUGGCUACCUCCACACUCUCCAGUUGCUGAGCCUGCUUUCAAUAUCACCACUUGAGUUCCACCUGCUGACCUGGGAACUCCUGCACAAAGCAGAAAGCACAAAUUGGAUCGGCAUAUGGGAGAAGAAUUGUUAUAUGGGAUCCCUGUUUUUUCCUGCAGGUUCUCCGGCUGUGCUGAUCUGCGCAGAGCCAGGUGCGGGUGGGGAGGUAGACAUGUCAGCAGGUAUAAGCAUAGAAGCAGACCAACCUGGGAAAAAAAUUCACUCUGGUAGCAAUGGAUGUCUGUGGUCUGCUUGAGAACUUUGUUUUCCAGAUGUAUGGAAAACUUCUCCAAUUAUAUGGGAAACAUUUUCAGGUAUACAGGCCAUUUUCACUAUAAGCCUGGGUAGAGUAAGUGGGGAAGAGCUGUCUGAAGUGUAUUAAUCACUUACAUGACUUUUAGUGGCAUGAUUCCAUGGAGCACCAGAGCUGAGCAGCUUAGCUUACUGCAGCAGAAGAUCGGCAAGACCCUCUCUCUAGGAUCUCUAGGGGUUGUUCCCAACUAAGAGAAAGCCAGUUUGCUAGGGCAGGCAUCCACACCCUGCCCAUAAUGUAUUCUGCUGCUGAGCUGAGUACCAUUCACCCUUGCAGGAGCACUAAUCUGCUGCACACAGUCAGGGUCACACAAUAUAGGGGUCAGUUGGCUUCACAGAGGCAGAUACCUCAGAAAACUGAAGAACAAAACAAUUAAUGUAAGAGUCUCUCCCAGGAACUUGGGUUUCUGCUAUAUGCUGCAGGAAGCUGGUUACAUCCUCUGUGUGGAGGAAGACACCCCUGUGCAGACACAGAUUUAUUCCAUAUAAGGUCAAAAUUUGCCAUAGUUGGGCUAAAUCUCUAUAUUAAUCCAGUAUACAGGUGAUAGAAUUCCAAGUUAUGUGGUGACUGGAAUUUCAUCCUAUACAUAGGGACAUAACACCCCUACACAGAGGAUCAUGUUCCUCUUGAGUACUCAAGGGUCAUGAGACUAGAGAUGGAGGAGGAAUUUCUCUGUACUGAGUGCAUGCAUGUUUCUGUAGAGAGGAGGGCACUGAGAGCUUGAUUUCAAAGACGUUGAAGCCACUGGCAGUCACUGACCUCUAUGGUGGGGCGCCUGUGGAAUUAGCCUUCGUGGAGGAAGGUGGGAUGGAGUUGAGAUGUUAGAUGCAACUGGACUAGGCCAAGUCUCAAGUCUGUAUUUAGAGCUGAAUGUAAACUGAUCUAUAGAUAUAUAACUGUAUAACAUAUCUACUGUAUAGUAUAUAAAAAUUUAACAUUCAUACAGUUUGGGGAAUGAUUAGAAUCCUUCUGUUGCUUGCUUUCAGCAGGGACAGGAAGAGGUGCUCCACUCCAGGAGAACACUGCUUUAAUGCUGGAGUCCAUAUAAUGCACCCAAAAAUAUUAAAAGAAAAAUUAUUUCCUCUUA